This is a messenger RNA of Colletotrichum tamarilloi, 2031 nucleotides long. RefSeq lists its product as uncharacterized. The transcript has 2 exons. The coding region runs from base 1 to 2031 and encodes 676 amino acids. Lineage: Eukaryota; Fungi; Ascomycota; Sordariomycetes; Glomerellales; Glomerellaceae. The record is from RefSeq and is a predicted model, not a curated record.
AUGUGGCUUCUUAAAGCCGCUACGAUAGCGGCAGCAGCUGCAGCAGCAGGUCUUCCACUUGGGCCUCUGCACCCAGUUCAAUUAGAAGAGAGACAGCUUGCCGAUGCAACUUCUUUCAUCGCGGAGCUCCCAACUGGACAGCAACAAGCUGAUCCAACAUCGACAACAGCGGCCGUUGCAACAACUCCACCUCCUCCACCCCCUCCACCGCCGCCUCCCCCGCCAACCUCAACAUCGACAACGUCGACUACUACGCCGCCGCCUCCACCUCCACCGCCAACGACGACGUCUACAUCGAUAUCGACCCCGGCGCCAACAACUGUAAUAAUAUCUUCGUCCGUGGCAACACCUCCCCCGCCGCCGCCACAAACGACAUCAACGACAUCGCAAGCUCCUUCUACUACGGUAGCACCCCCAGUAUUUUCUCCGCCCCCGGCACCGACAACGACAAACCAAGUAAGGACAACGACAUCGAUGCCGAUCGCUCUUCCGGCCAGCACGACUGGCGCUGCAGUACAGCAGCCUCCUCCGCAAGGAGCAGGGUCAGCCCAGCCUCCAACCGAGAGACUCGUUGAUCCCGCUCAAGGCGCUUUCAUCGGCGGCGACCCCACGACUAACAUCGAUGUACCGGUCACUUUCCUCUUCCUGCUGCUCUUCGCGGCUGGUGCGUACACGCACAUUAGGAUCUACCGUGCCAAUGCCAAACGCGGUCACAAGUUCCUGCUAUCCGAUCUCAUGUUCGAUUUCUGCAUGGUCAGAACUGUCACUUGUAUUAUGAGAAUUGUCUGGGCUUUUGAGAAGGGCCGAGUUGUGAUUCUCGUCGCACUAAUCGUCCAGUUCGGAGGAGCUGUCGUGGUGAUGGUGGUCAAUAUCUUCUUUGCUCAAAGAAUUGUUCGGUCAAUCCAUCCUCACUUUGGAUGGCAUCCCGCCUUCCGGGUCUUCAUCCUUUUCUUCCUUUUCUCGGUCCCGGCCGUGGUUGUCUCGAACAGUACGUCAAUUGGUGUCUCGUUCUUCAAGAUUGAGGACCAGGACCGUGUCGACACCGCACUCAAUGUCCUCAAAGCUGGUGUCUCGUGGAUCAUGCUUCUCGCGGUCCUGCCACUCAUCAUCGUCAUCAUUGCAGCAGUGAUUCCUGGACCUAGACCCGAGAGAUUCGGGCAAGGUGAUACUCAUCAGAAAAUUGCCGUCCUCUUCAUUGGCGCCAUCCUGCUAAUUGGUGGUCACGCGGUGCGUCUUGCGGCGACUCUGAUGGCCGAGCCACCCAAUACACCAAACAAACUCUUCAGCAAAGAAGUGUUUUACACCACCGGUUUCAUGUUGGAGAUUUUUGUUGUGGUUUUCUAUGCAGUUGUCCGCAUCGAUCUCUUGUUCCACGUCCCCAAUGGAUCGAAGGGCCCGGGAGACUACUCCAGGAAGCCGAAGCCUGGUGAAGAAGACUACGAGGCUGCACUCCUCACCAGAGAAGAAAUCGAAGAUGAGCUAGCCGGACUAGGCCACCCGUAUGAAGUUGUCGACUCUUCCGGCCUGGGCAGAGAUGGCUCUGGCCGCACCAUUGUCGCCUUCAGCACAAGACGUAUGAACGGCGAGAAGCCUGUCGUACUACCGCCCAGACCAGAAGCAUACAGCCGUGUCAGAUCGAUCCGUGGGUCUGUCAGGUCCAUGCGUGGCUCCAUGAGGUCUGCUGGCGGUGGCAUCUCUCGGAUGAUGUCAGUGCGCAGGUCUGCUGCCGCGCCGUAUUUGAACGAGGUCGAAGUCGGUCAGCCCGAGUUCAGAGACAAUCCUUUCCAAACACCACCAGUCAGUCAUUACGGUGUAGCACAGCCGCUGUUCAUUCAGUCGCGCUUCAGCAGAUACACGGAUCCAGAGGAUGCGAGGACACCUUUGCGACCAGAAAGUCAGGCGACGUCUGGAGAGAUCCCGCUGAGUCUUGAUCGGGAAGGUCUCGGCCCUUACGAGGGACGGCCUCUUGCUCGACGGUCAUCAGUACAAAAGUUUACAGCACAGGAGAGGGAGGGAAACCCCCUGAAGUAG